Lytechinus pictus (painted urchin) is the source of this 4082-nucleotide messenger RNA. Its product is annotated as tRNA-splicing endonuclease subunit Sen34-like. The transcript is spliced from 6 exons. The record is from RefSeq and is a predicted model, not a curated record. The coding region runs from base 37 to 1452 and encodes 471 amino acids. Gene Ontology annotation, molecular function: nucleic acid binding; tRNA-intron lyase activity. Gene Ontology annotation, biological process: tRNA splicing, via endonucleolytic cleavage and ligation; tRNA-type intron splice site recognition and cleavage. Lineage: Eukaryota; Metazoa; Echinodermata; Echinoidea; Temnopleuroida; Toxopneustidae.
CGAGCUGCCGAGCUAGCUAGAGGGCGACAUUUCGACAUGUGUGAUCAUCGUUCAUGCUCGCAAGAGCCGUCGAUCAGAACAACGCUACAGAUGGCGUCGAAACAGUUGAUAAAUCUACAUUUAAUCGCUGGACAACUUUGUGUUUGGCAUGCUGAUGAAGUUGAAAUACUUCGUCGUGAACACCAUAUUGUGGGUUCAUUGAUAGGUGCUUUGCCUGGAGCUCCAAGGCAGAAUAUACAGCUUGGUCUACCUCUACAACUCAUGCCAGAAGAAGCAGCUGUGCUCCUUCAACAUGGAGUUGGUAGACUCGUGACAAUGUCUGUAGCCAAACCAAGUAAAUACCAAGUGAAGGCUUUUGACCAACAGAGGAUGGAUUCUAUCAAAAAACAGAAACUUCUGUGGCAAGAGCAUGUCUUGGAACAGAGGAAUCAGCUGAGGGAGGUGAUUGAAGAAGGGAGAAGAAGAAAGAAGGAACAAAGGAAAAAGAUGGGAAAAGAGUUGUCCAAGAGAACAGGGCAAGAAGAAAGAGACGAUCCUACUGAAAAGAUGGAAACUAAUUGUGAGGGAAAGGAGAAGGAAGCUGAAGAAAUAAAGCCUGCAGAGCAAAUGACAAUCAAGGGUGAUAUAGGAGAGGUAGAAGGAGAAGGAAAUGAUUGCCUAUUGGUGAAUGAGGAAGGCAUGGAUGGAAGGCUUCACUCUUUGGAUGAACCAAUCGUUGAGGGAGAGAACGAGAGAAAAGAAGGAAUGAGUUGCAGCAAUGAAAGAGCUGGAAACAAAGCAGCGGAAGAAGAAGCAAAUGGGGACAUUCCUCUAGGUGACGACCGUGAGACUUGCAGGAAGGGAGAUGGGACAUUUCUGGAGGACAAAUCAGGAAGAACUAGAUCUUCUCCGCCUCAGGAUAACGGAGUAACAGAGGAAAAGCAUGGUGCAAGUUCCGAAGUAAAGAGGAACGAUGGAAGUGAAAGGUCUCCUCAUGAAGUCAGUGAGUGCUGUGCUGAUCAGGAGACUCCUGAAGAUUGCCCUAAGAGAUCGAUCAUGCAUCAGGAGGAGGAGGAUAACGUCAAAGAAGAUGGCUGCUCAGUCCAACUCUUGAUAGCGGAACCACCAGACAGCAAGUUUAUCUUGGAAGCACCUCCUAGCGCCUGGCGAUACCCUUCUACUGAGAGAGAGAUUCUCAAAUGUAGGGUGUUCCGUCAUUUCUGGGAGAUGGGAUACUACCUGACAUCCGGCACCAAGUUUGGUGGAGACUUCUUGGUUUAUCCAGGUGACCCAUUACUCUUCCAUUCCUACUUCAUUGUAGUGUGUGUACCUCACCAUAAACAACUAACACCACUGGAGCUCAUCAGCCAUGGUAGGUUAGGAACUUUUGUCAAGAAGGCUGUUGUCCUUUGCUCGGUCAAUAAUCAGAAAGAAGUUGUCUGUACCUCUCUGCAGUGGGCUGGUAUAAGUUGAGAAUGUUGGUUGGUCUGCUCGUCAGGACUGAAGCACUGCAGAAGCACCUUGAAAGCACUCUGGAAACACUUCAGAAGCACUCUGGAAGCACUGAGGAACCACUCUGGAAACACGUCAGAAGCACUCCGGAAUCACUGAGGAAGCACCCUGGAAGCAUUGCAGAAGUACUCCGGAAGCACUGAGGAAGCACUCUGGAAACACUUCAGAAGCACUCCGGAAGAACUGAGGAAGCACCCUGGAAGCAUUGCAGAAGUGGUGUGGACACUCUCCAGAAGCAGUCGAAAAGCUUGUGAAAGCACUUUUGUAACUCUUCAGAAGCAAAGCAGAAGCACUACAAAAUACCCAGGAGUCACUUUGAAGAAGCUAGCUUGAGAAUAAAUGAGAAAUAUUGUCCAGUGAUUGUCAUAUGUCCCAAAAGUCACUCUUCACUGAGGUUCUCUACUCGAUGUUCAGUAUUAACAAUGCCUUGAAUCACUUGAUGAUAUUGACCCAGAAGGCUAUUCUAUUGGUGCAAUAUUCAUGCACGUGUGUGAGCGCCUUGAUAGCGAUGCAGGAGACUCAAGGUUAUUUACAACAGCACAAGGCUAGUGCUUUUACAUAACAUUGUCACUAGCAUCUCAAGCCAAAAUCAUUGCAUUAUUUGUUUUAUUUACGAAAACUAUGCAUAGGUGAAAAAUCAGGUCAUCAAACCUUGUCUCAGUGUGUAGCAUACAUGUGUUUGCCAAUCUAUAUCUCUAUGGAAACCUACAUUUCUUUAAAACAUUUGCUUUUUACAGUUGCCUUUAUAUAUAUUUAAUGCAUGUCACCAAAGAAAAUGGAAUGUGAUGUUUAAAGGGAUGGUCUGGGCUGAAAGUAUUUAAGUUUAGUAAAUAGAGUAGAAUUCACUUAGCAAAAUGCCAAAAAUUUCAUCAAAAUCGUAUACUAAAUAACAAAGUUAUUGAAUUUUAAAAUUUUGUGAAAACAGUCGUCAUGAAAAUUCAUUAGGUGGGCUGAUGAUGUCACAUCCCCACUUGUUCUUUUGUAUUUUAUUAUAUGAAUUAAGGUUUAUUCAAUUUUUUUCCUCCAAGAACAAGAAAAAUUGGAUUGACAACUGAUUUAGUGCAUUAGAUUUUUAUUGCUGCAACUUAUUUCAUUAUAAGGGAGACGUAUUAUUCACACAAGUAUGAAAUAAUGGAAAAAAUAUGAUUUUAUGUAAUAACAUAAGAAAACGGAAAGUGGGGAUGUGACAUCAUCAGCCCACCUAAUGAAUAUUCUAAUGAAUAUUUUGUGAAAACAGCCCAUUGCAGAAAGAGUUGAGAUCAAACGCAAACUCAAAAAAUCUUGUGCAACUUGAUUUUCAGCUAAUGAAGCAACCGUAUUCGGGACUUGCGCUUGAUAUUUUUACUUGCGUUUAAUCGCUCCUCUUUCUGCAACAGGCCCCUGAUGGUGUCAUCUCUCCUCUUAUUCUUUUUUAGCAAUCAUGGGAAAUUAUGUAAAUUCAAAUUUUGUUCUCCAAGAAUGUAAAUUGGGAUCGACUACUGAUUUAAUGUGUAAGUUAAACAUUGCUGAAACUUCUUUUGUUACAAGGGACACAUGUUUUGACACACAUCUAUGAAACAAGGAAAUGAUUAUGAUUUCCUGAAAAUUGAAGAAAAGGAAAGUGGUUACAUGACAUCAUUAGCCUAAUUACCGUAUAAAUCUAUCGUUGUAAUAUUGAUAUGUUAAUGAUGUACACACCAAAGUACACUUUACCCUUCAGUAUAGAAUAGCACUAACUCAGGAAUGCUUUAAAAUUAUAGUAUGACAUGGAUAUGAUAUGAAGAAGAGUAGAAUUUGAAAAUGAAAGUUUAAAUUUAAUUGAUUUUUAUAUCAAUUUGAAGGGGAAUCAAACCUUGGUCUGUAAAUGUUGUGUGAGAGAGGAGACAAAUAAGUAAAACAGAUUGGUGCAGGUUCAAAAGAAGUUUUGGCUUUUUUUCUUUUUUAUUGUUUGUUCAAAACUUACACCUACAUGUAUCUACUUGUCUGAUGUUUACAUUUGGCAGGGGGGGGGGGAUGAAUCAGGUAUCGGGGUGAAAUUUGAAUUAUUAUAAAGCCUAAAAAAAUAAUACAUUGCCCUCAUCUGACAGACCCUAAAAUGUGAGAAAAACAUGGUCAUUUUUUAUUAUUUUUUUUUUGGCAGACCCAAAAUAUACAAGUGAAGUGAUUUUUUGUGAGAAAAUGUCAGGUUUGGGCAAAGAAUUUGCUCAAAUUUGUAUUCAGUGGCUUUAAUAUGUGUUUUGACAUGUCUGACAAUCAUCCCAUGCAUGAAUUUCUUUGUGCAGUGCAGCAACAAAGGUAUUUAAAAAAAAAAAAAAAAAGAAAACCAACCGACCGACCAGCCCAUCUCUCUGAUCUGGGUCUUAUGAGGGCAAAAUAACCAUUUUUUAUUAGGCCUAAUCUAUGCGCAAUGAAAAGUAGCUACUUUUUAUAGAUCGGACAAAUAUAGUUUAAUCAUGUCUUGUUUGUUUGGUUCUAAGAGGGAAGUUGUGUCCUAGAAAGAGAUGUGGUUCAUAAUUGAAUGUAUGCCUGCCAUCACAGUUUUGUCAACUUAUUAAAAUUCAUAUUUUGCAGGGAAGAAAAAUAAAUCAUCUCUGUAUUAUGCACAAGUUGAA